This is a messenger RNA of Octopus sinensis (East Asian common octopus), 704 nucleotides long. RefSeq names its product protein FAM177A1-like. The transcript has a single exon. Bases 156 to 608 code for a protein of 150 amino acids. Lineage: Eukaryota; Metazoa; Mollusca; Cephalopoda; Octopoda; Octopodidae. The record is from RefSeq and is a predicted model, not a curated record.
AUACAUAGGUACAUACAAGCAUACACAUACAUAUACAUAUAUACGCACAUAUACAACUAUAUAUACAUAAACGCGAAACAAGGCACAUAUAUAGACUCGAUUUGAGAUUGAUAUCUCGAAUGAAUGAUACAAACAUAUAAUAAACUUAGGAGAAAAUGGCGGAAACUAGAAUUUCUCAAGUAAAUUUAGUGGAAUGUAUACCAAAAGAUGUAGAACUCAGCUUCAUUGAUCUUGGAGAUGGAAAUACCCAAACGAAAAAGAAAAUACCGAAAAGGAUAUUACAUUUUAGUGACGGUGUCAUUGAAGAAUAUUCUUCCUCAGAAGAUGAACCAACCAGUUGUGAUGACAGCAAAUCUCCUUUAGUACCGCCAAAAUCUUUUGAUCCACGAUCUCCAACGAUUUUACCAUGGAUUUGGUUUUAUUUGACAGUUGCUUUUCGGAAAUCUGUAAAAACUGCUGAGAUGUGUGGUGAGAAACUGGGAUGGGCGCUUGGUAUAACCAGCCCUAAGUAUCAAUAUGCCAUAGACGAAUAUAAUCGGCGGAAAAAGGAGGAGGAAGCUGCUAUGUUAAAAGGACGACAGGAAGGGCAGCAGCAGGGAAGAUUUUGACAAACUGCAUAACCCGAGUUAUCGUGUUCAAACUCUCUUAUCUUACAUUCGGAUAAAUGAAUACAUGGAUAUGUGAAUUGUAACAUAUAUAUAUAU